ACACACACACACUCACACACUCUCACACACUCACUCACACACUCACGCUCACUCACAGCAGGGAUCGGAUCAACACGAGGGCUCGAUCAUCUCAUCACCCCGAUGUUAGUCCUCUUCUCUACAGAGACAGAGACAUGGCUUCUGCAUCUCUCCUCUUCUUUGUGCUGAUGAUGUCGUCACUUCGUGUUGGAAAGUCAGUCGACAGUCUGUUCACACUGAAAUGUCAGCCAGCAGUUGGAGUCAUGGGUCAGACCACCAUCAUCUCCUGCAGUUUAGAGGUCCAUACAGAAGACAAGCUUAGUAUUAACACUGUGGUUAUAACCAAGUUUGGACAGAAAAAUCCCUGUUUAAUAUUUAACACAUUUGAUAACAUUGUGACUGGAGACCCUCGAUUUCAUGCUGAAAAUGCUCCAUCAUUAGAGCUUCAUAACACCAUGAUCUCAGAUGAAGGUGAAUACAGAUAUUUAAUCAGAACCAGUCUGGGGACUAGGAUCAGCCUGUUCACACUCAAUGUCACAGCCAAGUACUUCCCCCCAGUUAUAACCACCGGGCAGAAGGAGAUAGUGAACGAUGGAGCUGCUGAUCUGUACUGUACAGCUAACGGUGGUUACCCAGCAGGAACCAUCCACUGGUUUGAUCUCAGCAACUCAAACUGGACAAAAAGCGCAAACCUGAGUACAAAACAGGGACACGACCGUCUGUUCACUCUGACCAGCAAACUGACCUUCAGUAAGAUCGACUCUCUCUGGGGACAAUUCAGGUGUGUCGUCCUCAACAGCAGGUAUCAAGAAGAAGGGACGAGCACUUCAGACCUGAAGAUAAAGGAUGUCCCCUGGAACCCCCCCCCAGCACCUGACAGCUCGGUGAAGAACAUCGUUGCUGCUGCAGUAGUGAUCGGGUCUCUCAUCGUCGGCCUCCUGAUCGUUCUCUUAUUAAAGCGAAGACGUUUUCAGCAGCUAAGAAGAGCAUCAGCGGUCCCCAUUCUGAAUGACCAUCAGACAGAAGAUGAUGACUAUGAAGAGAAAGACGCUCUGAACGAUUCAGCUUCAGUUAAUACGGAUGCAGCUGUCGCCGAGCAGAACGUCGCAGUGUAACGUCUGCUUCUGGAUCACCGUGUAAACAUUUAAUCACAUGAUGGAGACCUGAGCUGAGCUCAGUCUUCAGCACACUUUCACUUUCUACAUAAUGCAUUCUUUCUCCUUUAUUAACUCCACAAACGAGUUAGUGUUCAUAGUUUCGGGCUUUGGAAUUAAGCUCCAGGCCGUGGUGACGGUGGAAAGCCCCUGACCUUUAAAAAUAACUGAUGGUAUGUGUAGCUCAAAGUGAAAGCUAAACUGUAAUUGCAACAUGUUGCAUAAUUUCUUUCACUUCUCUUUCAUUUAAAAAAAAAACAUUAUCAGAAUGAUCUAACAGGAAGGAAGGAUCUGAGUGCAGAGAACUCAGCAGUAACAGAUCUUUUGCGAUACCUCCAACGAUGGAGACAUUACCCAGGACGCAGGGCUCAUUCCACACACCGUGGUGUCUGUAAUAAUUAACACAAUUUGGUGAAUAAUAAGCGACAGAGUUAAGAGUUAAUAAGUGUCUGAGGGUCCACCCUGAUCCUGAUGUUCUCUACAUGGAGGUCUAAAGCGUCUGAAACGCACCUUACCUAACAUUUAGAAUCAGGACACACCUGAGAACUGAGCUGCUCUUCUACUUUAUAAAUGUGAAUAGAGAUUGUGUAGAUAAUUACAAGGUGACACGCUAAGUGACCACAAACAAGAACUGGUUUCCCUGAAGCUUCACAACACUACAGGUAACUAUAAACAGAUAAAGUGUACACACUGUAGGAAUAAAGCAGAUCAGCACUAAAAUAUCUGACAGAACAAAAGCUUCUGUAUGACUUUAAUCACAUGAUGGAGACUUGUUCUGAUGUCAGAACACACUGUCUCACUGAACUUUCUGCACACAAUGGAUUCCUUCUCCAUUAUUAACUCCACAAAUGUGUUUGCAGCAGAGAAAGUGUACUGAGGAGCUCAGUGUACUUCUCAUGUGUGUCCAGGUUCUACAGACCCAGACAUAGAGAUCCCACAGAACCCAAAGGAACCGUAAAUCAGAAAACUACAAAUUAAUGAGAGCUGUAACGUGAAUAAAGCGCUUCAGGUAUGGACAGGACGGGUGCUACAGUGAGCUGCUGGAACGUUCAGACAUGAUGAAGCCUUCACAAGCCGCUUCAUACAGCAGCUACGUGCAGUCUCUCUGACUGAAACCCAUUCUGUGAAUGAAAAGUCUUUCACUUCGAGGCCUACACAGGAACCUUCACUAUAAAAUAUAUCACUUUAUUUAGGAGGUAGUAUGAGAUGUCAUGGUCAGUUCAAUCGCAGGAGCUUCUCUAGUGGAUCUCAGGAGCUUCUCUAGACUCAGCUUCAACUAAACCUCUUUAACUGCAUGUGCAAAUCAUUAACACUUCAGUAAGACAGUGCGGUCUGUGCUGAAACAGGAACUUUAGGAAUAGUAAUGCGGAAUGUAUUUAGCACUAAAAUAAUCUUUAUUUUUUUUAUUAUCCUGAAAUUCCUUUUCAGUAAUCACUGUUUAUUAAUGUUGUCUUGAGACAGAAAAUCAUCUUUGUGGAUAAAUACAUAGGACUGUUCAUAUCCACUAUGUUCUUACUCGUGUGUAACUUUAUACUUUGUACUUUACUCUUAAGUAAGUUUGCACUUUUUAUUACUGAGUCCCGUCUGUAGCAGAAGAUUAAACCUCUUUAACCACAUUCACCCUCCAUCUGAUCAGGGGCUUGGUUUGUGUUCAUCAACUCUGUUAUUUACAGGUUUCUCUUUUGUACUUAUUGUGUUUAAUGGAUGUUGGUUUUGUAUGGUUUGUUGUUUGAGAAUGAUUUGAGAUGAAGUGUGUAAUAUGUCACGUGACACGUGUGUAAUUAAAGACAAAAAACAAUAUUAAAUACACAUGAAUCAGA
This is a messenger RNA of Tachysurus fulvidraco (yellow catfish), 2953 nucleotides long. Its product is annotated as muscle, skeletal receptor tyrosine-protein kinase-like. The record is from RefSeq and is a predicted model, not a curated record. Gene Ontology annotation, biological process: cell adhesion; angiogenesis. Bases 135 to 1094 code for a protein of 319 amino acids. Gene Ontology annotation, molecular function: protein heterodimerization activity; protein homodimerization activity. The transcript is spliced from 9 exons. Lineage: Eukaryota; Metazoa; Chordata; Actinopteri; Siluriformes; Bagridae.